AUGGCUUCAACAAUUCAUUAUUCCAUAAACGGCAAAGUGAAUCCACCUGAAGCCAACACAAAAGUUCCUCCCAAAAAGGGAGCUUGGACGCCACAGGAAGACGCCAACCUAGCUGAAGCAAUCGCACUUCAUGGAGCCAAAAGGUGGAAGUUCAUUGCAGCUAGAGCAGGUCUGAGUAGGAAUGGGAAGAGUUGCAGACUGAGGUGGUUGAACUAUCUGAGACCUAAUAUCAAGAGGGGGAACAUAUCAGAACAAGAAGAGGAUUUGAUACUUCGGCUUCACAAACUCCUUGGAAACAGGUGGUCUUUGAUUGCUGGAAGGUUACCAGGACGAACAGAUAAUGAGAUAAAGAACUACUGGAAUUCUCAUUUGCGCAAGAAAAUGAAGCUGCAGAAAGAGAAGAAGAUCAAUCAAAUAGAAUGUUCAAGGAGAGAAGAUCACAAAGACGAACAAGGGGUGGCGAUGGUGGAAGAUAUCCAGCUUAAUCCUGCAGAAGAAUCAGAGCCAACAGUAGAAGAAGGUGAUCAAGAAUAUUCAACCAAGUCCCAUUUUUAUGAGAAUGGAUUCUUUAGUUCCUUCGAUGAAGGUCCCUUAAAUUUGGAGUGGGUUAGUAGAUUCCUAGAAUUGAACUAG
Neltuma alba is the source of this 633-nucleotide messenger RNA. Its product is annotated as transcription repressor MYB5-like. Gene Ontology annotation, biological process: cell differentiation; regulation of DNA-templated transcription. Gene Ontology annotation, cellular component: nucleus. The coding region runs from base 1 to 633 and encodes 210 amino acids. Gene Ontology annotation, molecular function: transcription cis-regulatory region binding. The record is from RefSeq and is a predicted model, not a curated record. Lineage: Eukaryota; Viridiplantae; Streptophyta; Magnoliopsida; Fabales; Fabaceae. The transcript has 3 exons.